AUGAUGUUUCACCUCCGUUCUCUCGUAGGACUCAUGCUCGGCGCAAGUGUCCUGGUUUGCUCUCAUGCGCAGGCGUCAAAUGUUGCCGAUGGCGUCGUCGAGACGUCCUCCAACGACGAACAACUCCCAACCUUUCAGGCUGAACAGGUUCCUUCCUUUCUCCCAGCCAAAUCCAACCUCCGUAUUCCCAACUCUGCUGACAUUGUCCAAAGCAUUAGCCAGGAGACUGCAAUCACUGACAAGAUGCUUGCUCAAGUUGGCACCCUCUCGGAUGAAGCUAAGGUUGACCUUAUGGAAAUGCUCAAGGACUCCUUGGUCCGUUUGAACACAGAGUUUGUGAAUGCAGUUGACUUGGACGAGCUUGAUCCUGACUUGCAGUUUGGGGAGAUGAGGACCGUGGUUGAGAUGGGCGCGAGGCAGGUGCAGGAUGCCAUCAGGAGUGCCGAUAAUGCGGUGUCGUCCUUUCGAGCCUAUUUGCUGGGUAAUGGCUCUAGCAAAGAUGACACCGAUAGCAACCUCCAGACUGUGCAAUUGGAACGUCGCCAGCUUAAUGAAUACACUGACUCUGAAAGACCUUUCACUUUUGACAAAGCCAAUGAGGAUGGAGGGUCAUUCAAUACCGACUAUCAAGACAGUCACAGUCGCAGUUACGGUCAGGGGCAAUUCCAUCGAAGGGCACAACAGGCAUUCCAUGCCCACAGUGGCGGCAUGCAUUCAAGUCAUCGCGUGAAUGUGUUGCAUAGCUUUGGGGAGGCCAUUUUGAAUGGAGAUAUGAAUGCUGCUUUCUCCCAUAUGUAUCCAUACCAGCAAACCAAUUCUGGAGGGAGCAGGCGUGAUGCCAACGGGAGGAGGCUUGCAGCUCAUCCAGAUCAUACUCGGCGCUUGUCAAAGCAGGGCCAAUGCGUGCAACUGGUUUUAUGUGCGUUUGGAAUGAGUCUCUAUGAUCAAUUUGUCUACUUUUACUCUGAUGACAUUGAUAAAAACACUGGAAAGCUGGACGAUAAUAUCAUCCAUUUCGAUGAGGAAGAUUUUGAUAAGAAGCGCAUUGCAAUCCUAAAAGCUGCUAUUGCAGCAGUAGAUGCUCAGUUUGAUGGUGUUUCAUGCAGCAGUCUUCUCCAGCAAUUCCACCGAACAGUUGAGAAAGGGAGCAUCCCAAGCUGGGAAGGUGCCAGUGUGAGUCAGGUUUGUCUAGCUGAGGGCACUACACAGUAUGUCAAGUUCAGUUCAAUCUUUGAAGGUAUGGUGGGCAAACCAUCAUAUUCUGAGAGUGCUAUUGCUGCCUGGAAGAAAAAACUUACAACUGUCAAGGAAAAGUUGAUUAGGGAACUUGUGGUGGAGCCAUUCCAGUGUGCUGAGAGGCUCUUCUACAACAGAACACAGAAAUACACAGAUGCGGAAUCCUUUCCCUAUGGAGGCUGCAAGGGCAAAAACAGUAAACAGUGCAGUAUUGACAAAUACCAGUUUCCCAUGGGAUACGAUAUAUCUUCCGCAGGUGCGAGCGCCAACCAGUAUGUCAAAAGACCUGAUGGGAAGAUGAACUGUGAUGCUACUGGCUUGGAAGUCAUCACAACUUUUGCACAGUGCAAAGAGGCUGGUUUGCAGAUGGGAGGAAAGACAUACACUGAUGGAGACCUUUGGCUCAAUCAGUAUACUGAAGGCUAUCCAUGUGGCUGCUACAUUCAGAAAAGUGACAAAGGCAUCUAUUUCAAUGCGGAGUUGAAAUGUGGCACCACUGACUACUCUUCAUAUUACAAUGUUGUCUGUGCAAAGGGAAAGGUUGCGAAAAGGAAAAAACCUGACAGAUAUUCGACAAAUAAGAAUGUGGCUGAGUGUCCCGCAGGAAAGAAGAAGGUUUCCAGUGUGCAAGAAUGCCUUGUCGCUGGUCAAAAAUUGGCGGAGGGAAGUGGGUGUGGCGCGAGCAGUUAUUAUCGCAAAGUCUGUGGGGAGUAUGACAACGCUGCAGAUGCUGAUUUGUUUGAGGAUGCCGCAAGAGACAUACACGGAAAGCUGUUCAACAAUGACAGAAGUGCAUAUUCGGUUAGUUCCUACGCUACUGUUAAAGAAGAGACUGAUGCUUGCUUGAAAAAGGAAAUAGCCAAGAUUGAUACUGCUUGCAAAGGUAGUGAAUGGAAAGGUGCCGAGUACUACAAGUGUGUUGUGGAUAAGACUUUGGCAGCGCACAGAAAAUGUGACAUCUUUGCACCAAUGCAAAAGGGGAUUGAAUUGGUUUUCGGAGCAAAGACCUCCCCAGGGUUCAUUUGUGGCAUCACUCAGGCCAUAGUUGAUGAUGGUGUUUCAAUGCCUGGAAGCUGUUGCUUAGAUGCUCCAUAUGAGCUUGAUGGUGACAUGUGGGGGCAGCCCUACUCUUGCUCUGCCAAGUGCAAGAAUCCAGGCCCGUACCUGGCAGGGAUCAAUGCUGAAGCAUGUGAUGCUAAUGGAGGAACAUGGUGUCCUGCCCCCAAAGCAAACUGUGCACGUCUCAAGAAGUGCAUCCAAAAGUAUAUCCAGGAUGCUGAAGAUGAAGGGAAACCUGCAUUUAAGACCUACCUUGAAAGUGCACCAAAGAUAGAGGAUUCCACGGAACAAGAGCAGUGUGGGAAAGCAAGACGGUACUUUGGUUUUGAUGCAUUGUUCGUCAAUGACAACCAAAUAUGUGAAGACAUUGAACAGCUGAAAUUCACCAGGAAUUUUGAUGAUUUGAAUGAGUUUUUUGGAUCAGGAAGCAGUGCCAGCAAACAAGACCUCCCGGAAGAAGAUUCAAAUGGAAAUGUUCCAAAACUAAUUCUUAAAGGGCCAGACAGAAGUGUGUCAACAGGUAAAAUGGCCAAAGGUGACACUGACAUGAAGUGGACUAUCUUUGGAAUGCAAACGGCUGAACAAGCAAUGCAGGCACGGAUGGAUUAUCUUGCCAAUUUGAAAUGUCCCUGUGACACCUUAUGUAUCCUCGACAACGUCUGUGGGGAAAUUAAGAACAUGGCUCUGAGUGUAUUUCAAGGUCUUCUGAUGAUUUUGAGCAACAUUCUAAAUAUCGCAUCAAACCUCCACGCAGUUAAGGGUGUGGACCCAGGAAAUCAAGCAUCUCACGAAGACACAGCAGUCGUCUACGACAACAUGAAAUCGACAGCGGACUAUCUGUACGCGAUUCGGAAGGAACUGAGGUCCCUGGCAAGCACUGGUGCCAAGGAUGGUGAAGACACUGGUGAUUCCAAGGCAAGUGGGUCUCUGUCGGGAGGCUCGUUGACUAGACUGGAGGACAAGCUGGACGAUCUUGGAGCUAAGUUGGAUUCACUCAGUAAACAAACCACCUUCAUGGUCAAAAACUGGGAUGAGGACGACGAAGACGAAGACGAAAGGAGGCUGAAGGAACGCCACGCUGAGAAUGGAGGAGAGAAAGGGCAUUUGAGCUACAAAAGCAACUUUUCGGGCGAAAUCAAAGAGAUGAUGAUGCACCAACAAAGCGAGCAGGCGAAAGCGCAGCAAGAGCAGUUUGCUGGGCUGAACGAAGAGAUGAAGGCGCAGCAAGAGCAGCUCGCUGGGCUGAAGGGAGAGAUGAAGGCUGAGAUGAGAGCGCAGCAGGAAGAAUUGAAGCUUGAGAUGAAAACUCUGCAUGAAGAAAUGAAUCAGAUCACUGGCGCUUUGGCGCAAUUGCUCCAGAAAGAUCGGGCCUAUGAUAAUUAG
This is a messenger RNA of Seminavis robusta, 3678 nucleotides long. Lineage: Eukaryota; Bacillariophyta; Bacillariophyceae; Naviculales; Naviculaceae. The record is from the annotation of a GenBank genome assembly.